AUGUCCGCCGAUUACACCAUCUCAGUCGAGAACAACAGGGGUGAGAACACGAACUACGCCGUGUUCAUGGACACCCCUCAGUUCUCCGACGGACAGGAGCCUUGGAUGAACGUUUGGUACACGUCAUUCGUGCCUUAUGGUGGUAGUUUUGAGGUCCGAACUGGGGUUGACUUUUAUGCUUGGACUGGCACGGUGCCCACGAACCCUGCACCCGGCGUUGUAGUCAACAGCGGCAUGUCUUUGUUGAGCAAUUUGGGCACACCCUCAAAUCCUGGAAGCACCUUUGAUAUGAAACUCGUUCAAGAUUUCCCGGUCCUGGAGGAGGUGUCGCCGACAGCUAAUCCUGAAUCGUUCCAGUUCAAUACUGGGAGCGACCUCAAGAUGCCAAACAAUACUUACCUCGUCGGAUUGGCCAAAGUGAAUAACCGCGGUCAAGUCGCGCCAGUUGCAUCGACUGCGCCGCGAAACAACAUGAAGCUCCAAGUUACACCGAAGAUGAAAUUUUUCGUUACAGAAAGUCAGCAGAUUGCAGGCGAGAUUGUCGACUAUAGUUCCGUUGCCAGAGAUGGAGCAACCGUAGACUUUACAGGUGGCCCUGGGCAGGGCAAGUACUAUGCUCGUGUGGUGCAGACUAGUGAUGGGCAGUUUCAGGUUACGUACUACGACAAUUUCGAAUAG
Akanthomyces muscarius is the source of this 678-nucleotide messenger RNA. RefSeq lists its product as uncharacterized. The record is from RefSeq and is a predicted model, not a curated record. Bases 1 to 678 code for a protein of 225 amino acids. The transcript is spliced from 4 exons. Lineage: Eukaryota; Fungi; Ascomycota; Sordariomycetes; Hypocreales; Cordycipitaceae.